AUGAUUAUUCCAGUCAGAUGUUUUACAUGUGGCAAAGUGGUAGGAAACGUAUGGGAUCAAUACCUUCAAAUCUUACAAAGUGGAGUUUCAGAAGGUGACGCGAUGGACGCUUUAGGUUUGAAGAGAUAUUGUUGUCGUCGAAUGGUUUUGACUCAUGUGGAUCUUAUUGAAAAAUUACUACAAUACAAUCCUUAUGAGAAACGGUCUGAUAGGGCUUAA
Molecule: messenger RNA, 219 nt
Organism: Melampsora larici-populina 98AG31
Lineage: Eukaryota; Fungi; Basidiomycota; Pucciniomycetes; Pucciniales; Melampsoraceae
Exons: 4
Coding region: 1-219 (72 amino acids)
Biological process (GO): transcription by RNA polymerase II; tRNA transcription by RNA polymerase III; transcription by RNA polymerase I
Cellular component (GO): RNA polymerase I complex; RNA polymerase III complex; RNA polymerase II, core complex
Molecular function (GO): zinc ion binding; DNA binding; DNA-directed RNA polymerase activity
Source: RefSeq, a predicted model, not a curated record